Messenger RNA from Hibiscus syriacus, 573 nucleotides. RefSeq lists its product as uncharacterized. The record is from RefSeq and is a predicted model, not a curated record. Gene Ontology annotation, molecular function: RNA-DNA hybrid ribonuclease activity; nucleic acid binding. The coding region runs from base 1 to 573 and encodes 190 amino acids. The transcript has a single exon. Lineage: Eukaryota; Viridiplantae; Streptophyta; Magnoliopsida; Malvales; Malvaceae.
AUGGGUGUACCCACUUUAUUUGGAAGAUUGACUUGUUGGCAUAUUUUAUUGUAUGAAUUUGACAUCCAAUAUGUAAUCCAAAAAGUAGUCAAAUGGAGUGCUAUAGCUGAUUUCAUUACAAGCAGGGCUUCGGAAGAAUAUGAAUCGUUAAACUUUGAUUUCAUGGAUGAAGAGUUAAUAGCUAUGUUAGCUGAAGAAGCAGUUUCCUCUAAUGAUGAAUAUUGGAAAAUGAACUUCGAUGGUGCCUCGAAUGCCUUGGGACACGAGAUUUGGGCAAUUUUGGUCUUAGCUAAUGGAGAACAUUAUCCUUUCACUAGUCGACUGAACUUCAAUUGCACAAACAACAUGGCCGAGUAUGAAGCAUGUAUUCUGGGUCUCAGAGCUGCCAUUGAGCGUAAAGUAAAAACACUCAAAGUGUAUGAUGAUUCAAUUCUAGUAAUUUAUCAACUUAAAAGCAAAUGGGAAACGAAAGACCCCAAGUUAGUGGAAUACAAUUGGUUGGUCAUGGAGCUUAUCAAAGAGUCUGAGGAAGUGACAUUCCAUUACCUCCAUAGAAAAGAGAAUCAAAUGUAG